UUAUGGAGCCGCUUCCCCGCGGACCGGCCUCUUGUGUCCCUGUCUCUUCUCCCUACAGUCAAAGCUCAUGGGGGCCGUCCCUCCGGAGUUCUCACCCUAGUUGGGCCUGGGAAGCUUGAACUGGGGAAGGCUAACGGAAAGAUUCAGCUCUCGCCGCCCGGGCCCCGGGGAGGGCAGUGCCAGAUAUAGCUGCUCACUCCAACUUGGCAAAGAACCAGUUAAAUUUCAACUCCACGGAGUAGCUUUUCACAGCCACCGUCUUUCCGCCUCUGCUGGGAGAGUCACUACCAGUUCAGUGUUUUCAUUGGUGAAUGUGAUCCGGGGCCUUCCAGAACCCACCAAUCCAGAAGCAGGAAAAACAGGGUCACGCGCGUGCCGCGAGAAUAGAAUGGACGGGGAGUCGGAGAGAUCAGUAAGGUUGGAGGCGGGAGUGCGCACCUGAAGCAUUUGGUAAAAGGAGAGCGCCUCAGAACCCUUGCUGCCGGCCGGUUCUCGAGAGUCUUGUGAGGGCAGAUAGCGUGGGUUUCCCAAUGAGCCGGACCGUGGUCGUGCUGGGCGGAGGCAUCAGCGGUUUGGCCGCCAGUUACCACCUGAGUCGGGCUCCCUAUCCCCCCAAGGUGGUCCUGGUGGAGGGCAGCAAGCGUCUAGGAGGCUGGAUCCACUCAGUCCGAGGGCCAGAUGGUGCUGUCUUUGAACUUGGACCGCGGGGAAUUCGGCCGGCGGGAGCCCUGGGAGCCCGGACACUACUUAUGGUUUCUGAGCUUGGCUUGGACUCAGAAGUGUUGCCUGUCAAGGGAGACCAUCCAGCUGCCCAGAACAGGUUCCUGUAUGUAGGAGGUGUCCUGUACGCCCUGCCCACUGGCCUCAGGGGGCUACUCCGCCCUUCACCCCCCUUCUCCAAACCUCUGUUCUGGGCUGGGCUGAGGGAGUUGACAAAGCCCCGGGGCAAAGAGGCUGAUGAGACUGUGCACAGCUUUGCCCAGCGACGCCUUGGACCUGAGGUUGCAUCUCUAGCCAUGGACAGUCUCUGCCGUGGAGUGUUUGCAGGCAACAGCCGUGAGCUCAGCAUCAGGUCCUGCUUUCCUAGUCUCUUCCAAGCUGAACAAACCCAUCGUUCCAUACUACUGGGGCUGCUACUGGGGGCAGGGCGGAGUCCACAGCCUGACUCAGCCCUAAUUCGACAGGCACGGGCUGAGCGCUGGAGCCAAUGGUCACUCCGAGGAGGGAUGGAGAUGUUGCCCCAGGCCCUUGACACCUACCUGACUAGUAGGGGGGUCAGUGUUCUCAGAGGCCAGCCAGUCUCUGGACUCAGCCUCCAGACAGAUGGUCGCUGGAAGGUGUCUCUAGGAGACAGCAGCCUGGAGGCUGACCAUGUUAUAAGUGCUGUUCCUGCUUCAGUGCUCAGUGAGCUGCUCCCUGCUGAGGCUGCACCUCUGGCUCAUGCCCUGAAGACCAUCACUGCUGUGUCUGUUGCUGUGGUGAAUCUGCAGUACCGAGGAGCUCGUCUGCCUGUUCAGGGAUUUGGACAUUUGGUGCCAUCCUCAGAAGACCCAGCCGUCCUGGGAAUCGUGUAUGACUCAGUUGCUUUCCCUGAGCAGGAUGGGAGCCCUCCUGGCCUCAGAGUGACUGUGAUGCUGGGAGGUUCCUGGCUACAGAUGCUGGAGGCCAGUGGCUCCGUCUUAUCUCAGGAGCUGUUCCAAGAGCAGGCACAAGCAGCAGCUGCUACACAAUUAGGACUAAAGGAGCCACCAAGUCACUGUUUGGUCCAUUUACACAAGAAUUGCAUCCCCCAGUAUAUGCUAGGCCACUGGCAAAAACUGGAAUCAGCUUCCCAAUUCUUGGCUGCUCAAAGGCUGCCACUGACUCUGGCUGGAGCCUCCUAUGAGGGGGUUGCUGUCAAUGACUGUAUAGAGAGUGGGCGCCAAGCAGCAGUCCGAGCCCUGAGCACAGAACCCAACAGCUGAUUCCUAACUCCCAUCUCCUCCUGCCCCUGCUGGCGGGGAGUCUCCCACCCAUGAAAAUAAAAGUUGCUAGAAUUUGG
This is a messenger RNA of Choloepus didactylus (southern two-toed sloth), 2041 nucleotides long. It is a transcript of the gene PPOX, whose product is annotated as protoporphyrinogen oxidase. Gene Ontology annotation, molecular function: protoporphyrinogen oxidase activity, oxygen as acceptor. Bases 531 to 1964 code for a protein of 477 amino acids. Gene Ontology annotation, biological process: heme biosynthetic process. The transcript is spliced from 13 exons. The record is from RefSeq and is a predicted model, not a curated record. NCBI's taxonomy places the organism in Eukaryota, Metazoa, Chordata, Mammalia, Pilosa, Megalonychidae. Gene Ontology annotation, cellular component: mitochondrial inner membrane.